GGCUGGCGGGCGAGCGGGAUGGAACGCCGAGACACCGGCGGAAUGCUCCGAGUCGCCACAUAAUCCCACGGAACGGCCGCGCCGAACGCCAUUGGCUUCGCGCUGCUCCCCGCGCCGCCGCCGGCUCCCGCCUUCGCCUCGCCGCCUCCCCCUCGGCCCGCCGCCUCCGGAGCUGGGGGGGAAACGCCGAGCCCCAUCGCAAUGGAGACCGCGGCCGCGGCGCAGCGCCUCCCCGAGCCCGGCCGGGAGGACCGAGCUCCGGCUUCAGCGGCCGCAGCGGCGGCGGCGGCGGCUCUGGUGGCGGCGGCCGGGGGCGGCCGGAGCCCGGAGCCCGCGCUGACCUCGAGCGGGGGGCACGGCAGAGGGGCGCGGGCGGAGGCUCCCACAGAUGCGCAGCCGGGCAGGGCGAGCUGCACCGGGCGCAGGCGGCGGCGCGCGGCGCCCCAGGCCCCCGCCGGCGGGGCUCCCCUUGCGCCCGGGGCCAGCGGCGCCAACUCCCUGCUGCUGAGGAGAGGGCGGCUCAAGAGGAAUCUGUCCGCGGCCGCCGCCGCCGCCUCGUCGUCGUCGGCCGCGGCAGUCUCGCGCUCGCCGGGCGCCGCCGGCCUGGCUGCCUCCUGCUCGGCCGCGGCGUCGCUGUGCACCCGCAGCCUGGACAGGAAGACGCUGCUCCUCAGGCACCGGCAGGCGCUCCAGCUGCAGCCGUCGGACCGCGACUGGGUGAGGCAGCAGCUGCGGCGGGGUUGCGUGCAUGUCUCCGACCGCCACCUGGCCGCCGCCGGCCUGCGCCCGGUGCUCUGCACGCUGGACACCACGGCCGCCGAGGUGGCCGCCCGCCUGCUCCAGCCGGGCCACAAGGGCGGCGGCGGCGUGCUGAAGGUGCUGGGCAGGGGGACCGAGCCGCCGUGCACGCCCCCCGCCCGCCUACCGCUGCCCUCGGGGGGCGCCGUGGACGGCGCGGUCGCGCGCGCGGCCUCCGACGCGGAGAGCUUCAGCCUGAGCCCCAGCGCUGAGAGCGUGGCUGAUCGCCUGGACCCCUCCGGC
This is a messenger RNA of Loxodonta africana (African savanna elephant), 1041 nucleotides long. RefSeq names its product PH domain leucine-rich repeat-containing protein phosphatase 1-like. Lineage: Eukaryota; Metazoa; Chordata; Mammalia; Proboscidea; Elephantidae. The record is from RefSeq and is a predicted model, not a curated record. The transcript has a single exon. The annotation marks the transcript as partial.